This is a messenger RNA of Plasmodium knowlesi strain H, 1284 nucleotides long. RefSeq names its product conserved protein, unknown function. Lineage: Eukaryota; Apicomplexa; Aconoidasida; Haemosporida; Plasmodiidae. The transcript has a single exon. The record is from RefSeq and is a predicted model, not a curated record. Bases 1 to 1284 code for a protein of 427 amino acids.
AUGAAAGGUGGUUCCCCUGUGUUCCGCUUGUGCGUUUUCUGGCUUGUGGUACUGAAGGCUCUGCUGUAUUCCGUGGGAUCGCACGCCAAGAGAAACACACUACCGAGCGAUAGGCACAGGAACAUCUUAGCAAAUGAAUCCUACAUACCUGGGAAUAGGGGAGGUACCCCCCUGAAUGGGCAUAGAGAAGGGCGCAGGAAGAACUCGGUGGGUAAUGGCUACCCAUAUGGUUACCUCCUCAACAGGGCCUUUUCCAAACCGUAUAGGAAUGCAACCCCCCAGAGAAGACGAAGGGAGAAGGAAGAAGAAACGAUGAAAAGGAACACAUUGUAUGCGGAGAAUUACAAAAUAAGUUUGACGGACAAGCCAAUUAUUGAAGAUGUACCCCGAAAUGUAAAGGGAAGAAUCAAUGAGUGGAUACCGGAAUUUGAUGAAGAUAACAAAAUGGGUUUUUUCCCAAUCCUGUUAGAGGAAAUGUCCAAUGAGCCAUCGCCACUACAAGUAGGUUUCGAAGACUACAUGCAAUUCAAUGGAGAAAAUGUAGAAGAUAUUUUUAAAAAUAUGACUAGGGAAGUAAGCAUAAAUGGAAGUAAAAAAAAAAUAUUUGGCAUGUGUUUUUUUAAUCACAAAACAGGAGUCUUGGCUCCUUUAGCUGUUUAUGCAGAAAUUAAGGAUAUUACAAAAGUAGGGAAUAAUUUAGCUGUAAAGGGAAUUGUAAGAGGUCGAAUUAUAAUAGAGGAUAUUAUUUCUCAGGAACCAUGUAUUUUAGGGAAGGUAUCACCAAUUGAAGAUAAAAAAGGAUUGUCAGAUGCAGAGGAGAGUUUAAAAAUGGUAGAUGAAAUUAUUAGGAUUCAUUCACAGUGUACAAGUUUAGAAUCUCAACUGAUGGAACAACUUGAUCAAUCAUUUGCAUCUAUGAAUAUUAAAUUAAGAAAUGAUUUAAAAGAAUCCAUAGAUGCAAAACUAGAGAAAUUUCAAGUAGAUCCUUCUGAUCCUGAACAAAGACAAGCUUUCGUCCAGAUUGCAUCUUUUGCGGCUUUCGAUUUUCACCUUAUGAUUGUCGAUAGAUAUGAUGCCUUAAUGCUACAAAAUUCAGAGGACAGACUCAGAUUCGUUCGAGAUAAAAUUAGACAGAAGCAGAAACAGCUAGCUAUUAUUAAGAACACACCCAAGGAAAAGCUCCAGGAAAUUCUGGAACAAGUGCAGAGUCUGAAGAACCAGGGUGUGCCAGGUACCAAUUAUAAUUCACCCCCAGGAGAGGUAGGUCGUGGAGGUGGCUUAUGA